AUGGCGUCCUCACCGGCGUUUGAGUGGCAUCCUGCAAGGUACAUGCAGGCCAGCGAGCUAGGUGACGACUUUGCUUUGCUUGUGCUCAACCAGCCGUUGAAGAACGGCACAACACUGCGGAAACUAUGGAAUAACUCGGCGGUGAGAGUCGCUGCCGAUGGUGGUGCAAAUCGCUUAUAUGAGCUGUCCUCAUUCCAAGGGAAAUUUUCAAACCUCCAGGCCAUCAUUGGUGACCUGGACUCACUGUCGCCGACGGUCCGCGACUUUUACUCCUCGCAGCCACAGCCCGCCCAGGUCAUCCACGACCGCGACCAGGAGAGCAGCGACUUUGGCAAGUCCGUCAAGUGGAUUCGCGACUCCUACAAGAUGGACAUUGUCGCCCUCGGCGGCAUCGGCGGCCGCGUCGACCAGGGCGUCAGCCAGCUGCACCACCUGUACCUCUUCCAGCCGGGCCCCGGCUACGACGCCGGCCGCAUCUUCCUGCUGUCCGGCUCCAGCCUGACCUUCCUGCUCAAGGCCGGCCGCCACCGCAUCCACGUCCGCGAGGAGGACGGCGAGCAGGACGUCUUCGCCAAGCACGUGGGCAUCCUGCCGCUGCGCGAGCCCAGCCGCAUCACGACAAGGGGGCUCGAGUGGGACGUGACGGACUGGCUGAGCCAGAUUGGCGGCAGCCUCAGCACGAGCAACCACAUCCUGCCGGACACCAAGCAGGUUGACAUUGAGACAACAAAGGACGUGCUGUUUACGGUGGCUCUUCGACAGAUUGACAAUGAGGACGAGUGUUGA
Molecule: messenger RNA, 786 nt
Organism: Cordyceps fumosorosea ARSEF 2679
Lineage: Eukaryota; Fungi; Ascomycota; Sordariomycetes; Hypocreales; Cordycipitaceae
Product: Thiamin pyrophosphokinase, eukaryotic
Exons: 3
Coding region: 1-786 (261 amino acids)
Biological process (GO): thiamine diphosphate biosynthetic process; thiamine metabolic process
Molecular function (GO): thiamine binding; ATP binding; thiamine diphosphokinase activity
Source: RefSeq, a predicted model, not a curated record